This is a messenger RNA of Arabidopsis lyrata subsp. lyrata, 1058 nucleotides long. RefSeq lists its product as uncharacterized. The transcript has 4 exons. NCBI's taxonomy places the organism in Eukaryota, Viridiplantae, Streptophyta, Magnoliopsida, Brassicales, Brassicaceae. The record is from RefSeq and is a predicted model, not a curated record. The coding region runs from base 98 to 895 and encodes 265 amino acids.
AUUGAAAAUAGACUGAAAUAAUGAGAGCCGUCUCGUUUUUAAGUGAUGGUUACAAAAUCGAAAUUGGAAAAUUAAAAAAAAAAAAAAGGAAGCUGCGAUGGCUGCUACAGUGCUCGGCCAUUUCAGUCCAAUUACAUCGUCCCGAAGUCCACCGUCUCGCCACCGGAGAUUCCUACACCACAAUUUAUUCCCUAAAAUACCCCUUCCUUCUUCUCUUAUCAAAUUCGGCGCCGAGAACUCCGAACCCCAACCUCCACCGCCGUUGCCGGAGACCGAUUGUCCCGUUCCGCCGGAACAGCAGCCAAUCAACGAGUAUCAAUCUCUCUCUACCUCUUUCCCUUUUUCCUGGGCUUCAGGAGAUCUAGUCGAGUACUCUACAAGACUCUUCUUCACCGGCGCUUCUUUCGCAUUUUUCGUCGGAUUACCCGUUUCCUGGUUCGGAUCCGUCGGACCCGAAUACGAACCCGUUAAGAGGAUUCUCGCCGCCAGCUCUAGUGGGAUCUUCGUUGUUACGCUUGCUGUCGUAAGGAUGUAUCUUGGUUGGGCUUAUGUCGGUAAUCGUCUUCUUAGCGCCACCGUCGAGUAUGAAGAAACUGGGUGGUAUGAUGGUCAGGUAUGGGUGAAAACACCUGAAGUCUUGUCGCGAGACCGUCUUCUUGGAUCUUUCUCGGUAAAACCAGUCCUUGCCAGAUUGAAAAACACGCUAGUUAUUCUCGGAUUAUCGCUCAUUCUUGUCAUAAACCUUGGUGAUUCUCCAAUUGCAACUUCUUAUAGAACAUAUAAGGAUCCUAGGGACAGAUCCUCCCUGCCAAUCCCAGGAGCUUACAAUGAUGAAACCGCAAGAACGUUCGAACCAGAUGCUUUCUGCGGUGAACCGUCUUCCGAUCUUCUUUAAAGUCUUUUCAUCACAACGCAAAGACAGAUAGUUCCUGAUAGUAAAUAUAUCUGUACAUUCUUGUAUAUUUCGUUAAAUUGGAUGUCAAGGACAAAACCAAUCUUAAUGAAUCGAAAAACUCAUCACUAGGUUUCAAAUCUAGCCCUUAUCAUUCGGACUCGAA